AUUUUUAUUUCCUAUUUUCAAAUAAAUAACUGAUUUAUUUCUUUAAUUUAUCAUUUCAUUUAAGUUUUGUCUUUUAUUAAAUCGAGUCAAUUGAAAAACAAGUAAAAUAUGAAAUUCUUUCAAAUAGUUUUCUUUUUCAUUGCAAUUAUCUGGCCGUCCAUUCACUGCAUGUUCAUUAGGAACCCAUUAAAUUGGUUUCGAAACCAACCAAAAGCUCCAGAAAAUGAAACUCUUUCUGUCAAUCCAUUCGUUGAGACAAUGACUUUAUCCACAACUCAAGUCAUUGAAGCGAUAUCUCCGACAAACAGUCGAUUACCACUAUUUCCACAGCCAUUGGAGUCGAGUCUAGCAUUCAGUCCUCCUGAUAGACAAAGAGAGCCGUUAUCUUUGGCACAACUGGGAGUUCCCAUCAAAACAAAUCGCUUCGGAUUAGAUCCACUUCAUUAUCCGUUCAAAUUGACUCCAUCCAAGUUUCAUGCAAUUCAUCCCCAAAAUUCACUCUCAAAUCUACAGUUAAACCGAAGAAUAGGAGAAUUACUCGAGAGUUCCACUCGUCGUCUAGUUAUGAAUGAAACCCAAGAUGUGGUCAACAAAGAGGUUAAUAAUACAUUGGAUGACAAGCCGUCGACAGACAACUCUAUGCAUAAUAUUAGUCUGAAAACUGACGGCAAAGAAAUAGAGAAUUCAAGAAAUGACUCGAAGCUAGAGAUUGAGGAGAUGAUGACAACAUCGCCAACGCCUGUGUAUAAGAGUGUGUCGACCACUGACAGCACCGAAGAAGUGAUUGCGUCGACAAUAACACCGAAACCAAUAUAUCUUCACAACCAAGAGUUCGCACAAAUGCUUAAUAAUAUGUAUUACAAUAAUCCGAUGGAAAUGUUCGCUCCAAUGAUGGAUAGAUUUGAUCCCAAAAGCAGUUCUUAAAUGCUUUUUAUCUUUACAUUUAUAUUUUACUUUAGAUUUUAGUUUAUUUUAAUAACAUAUUUAUAUCAACACAACUAAUAUAUAUUUUCCGGCUAUACUAUAGUAGUGUUUAAUUUUAGUUUUUGUUUUUCAUAUAAAUAAGAAAAAGAAAAAUUGUAUUCAAAUUAUAUAUUUUUGGG
Oppiella nova is the source of this 1103-nucleotide messenger RNA. NCBI's taxonomy places the organism in Eukaryota, Metazoa, Arthropoda, Arachnida, Sarcoptiformes, Oppiidae. The record is from the annotation of a GenBank genome assembly.